Aphidius gifuensis is the source of this 1859-nucleotide messenger RNA. RefSeq names its product alkylated DNA repair protein alkB homolog 8-like. The transcript has 6 exons. The record is from RefSeq and is a predicted model, not a curated record. Lineage: Eukaryota; Metazoa; Arthropoda; Insecta; Hymenoptera; Braconidae. Gene Ontology annotation, molecular function: S-adenosylmethionine-dependent methyltransferase activity; nucleic acid binding. Bases 83 to 1831 code for a protein of 582 amino acids.
CCAUCACUGAGACACUGAUUCACUGUCCAUUCCUUCAUUUAUUUAAUAUUUUCAAAUAAAAAAACAAUAGAAAACUGUAAAAAUGGAUGAUAAUCAAGUGAAAAAUAAACGUAAAUGCAUCGGAAAACAAAAAAAAGCAUUUCAUAGACUUGCAAAAGAUAUGAAUAUAACUUGUUGUGAUGAACCAACACAGAAUUUGGUAAUAUGUAACGGAGGUUUAGUCACCGGAUUAAAACGAGAAGUACUUAUUGAAAUAUUAGAAAAAAUAACAAAUAAAUUUAUCAUAAUAAUGCCACCUGGUAAAUCAUAUUCGUUUGUUAAAUUUGAAAAUGAACAAACAGCUUCGAAUGUCUACAACAAUAUACAUGGAAAAAACAAUGAUUUUCAUAAUGGAAUUUUAUAUUUAGCUUUUGCAAAAUCAAUUCCAGAAUUGGAAAACGAGACAGAAAGCUUGGAUCCUCCACCAGGAUUGAGAUUAAUUUUGGAUUUUGUAACACCCGAUGAAGAGUCAAAAAUACUUGACACACUAAAUUGGAAUAAUGAUGAAUAUUCUGGACAUCUAAAACAUAGAAAAGUUCAACAUUUUGGUUAUGAAUUUUGUUAUGAUACAAAUCGAGUUGAUGUUGAUAAACCAAUUGCUCCAAUACCAGAAGAAUUAAAUUUUAUAUCAGGAGUAUUUAUAAAAAAACACUGUGGAGAUUUAGUUUAUGAUCAAUUAACAAUAAAUCAUUACGAACCAGGCCAAGGUAUACCACCUCACAUUGAUACUCACAGUGUUUUUGAAGAUCCAAUAUUAUCUCUUUCUUUGGGAGCAACUUAUGUCAUGGACUUUAGAAAAGACAAUAAAAAAGUUUCCUUGGCCUUACCAGCUCGAUCAUUGUUGAUUAUGUCUGGUGAAUCACGAUAUGCUUGGACUCAUGGUAUUUCUCCAAGACACAAUGAUGUCAUUAAUGAUGAUGACGAUGGUCUAACUACCAAAGAAAGAGGCACAAGAAUAUCUCUAACAUUUAGAAAAGUCAGAAGAGGUAAUUGUCAGUGCAAUUAUCCUCAAUAUUGUGACUCAAAAAAUUAUGUUAAUGAAGAAAUUGAUAAUUCUGUUGCUCCUGGACUUGAAAAUUCCUAUGUCCACAAGGUCUAUGAUGAAAUAGCUGAACAUUUUUCUGAAACAAGACACCAAAAAUGGCCAAAUGUUGCAUCUUUUUUGGAAAAUAUUCAACCUGGUGGUAUUGUUUUAGAUGUUGGCUGUGGUAACGGAAAAUAUCUAAUAGAAAAACCAGAAAUUUUCAUGAUUGGAUGUGAUCGAAGCUCUGGUCUUCUCGACAUAUGUAAAAAACGUUCACGAGAAGUUUUGCUAUCGAAUUGUCUCCAACUUUUAUUCAAAUCAAACUCUCUUGAUGCUGCAAUUUGUAUAGCAGUUAUUCAUCAUCUCUCGACACCUGAUCGUCGACGAAAUGCAUUUAUAGAAAUUCUUCGAGUUUUAAGACCCGGAGGAAAAUGUUUGAUCUACGUUUGGGCUAAAGAGCAACGUCGUGACUCCAAGGAUUCAACAUAUCUUCGUUUCAAUUCAAAAAAAACCAAUGACAAUCAUUCAACAGAUGUUAAAAAAAUUUUUGAUAAUUUAACCCUUAACAUUCAUGAAAAUCGUACGAAUUUUCGACACAGUGAUGUACUCGUACCAUGGAAACGAAAAGGUGGCGGUGAAUAUCUUCGUUAUUAUCAUGUAUUUGAAGAAAGUGAAUUUAUUAAAUUAUGCCAAAAUUUACCAAAUUCAAAAGUUGAAAAAAUUUUUUACGAUCAGGGUAAUUGGUGUACUAUUCUUGAAAAAAUUUAAUAAAAAUUGUUCAUUGUUAAUAUAGAAA